This is a messenger RNA of Oncorhynchus nerka (sockeye salmon), 2186 nucleotides long. Its product is annotated as carcinoembryonic antigen-related cell adhesion molecule 1-like. The record is from RefSeq and is a predicted model, not a curated record. Bases 80 to 1249 code for a protein of 389 amino acids. The transcript is spliced from 9 exons. Lineage: Eukaryota; Metazoa; Chordata; Actinopteri; Salmoniformes; Salmonidae.
AGCCGGCUCGCACAGUUUUUUUAGCACAUCUCAUUUGAACUUAUUUUUAUUUCAUAUGUAAACAAACUAACUAGCAAAUAUGCCCAAACUAACGUUCAUUGGAUUGUGCUUCUGCUUUUGUCUGGCGCAAAAGGUGGUUUCCGGAGAUGAUCUUUAUCAUGAAGUGGGAGGUGAGCUCGUGUUGACGCCGGACAAGUCCACAGUACCUGACCCCAUCACAAGCGUCCUAUGGAAGCAUGGGAAGAACAAGGUGGCAGAGUGGGACAAGGAUUUUGGUGGUCUGGACAUCUAUGGUGCCUUCAAAGAGCGUACAACCCUGGACCAGACUACUGGAGAGCUGAGAAUCAGUGGAUUGAAGAAAACAGACAGUGGAGUUUAUUCUGUGGAGUUCAACAGCAAACUGCUUGACCAGACAUAUACAUUAUCUGUUUUCAAGGCAGUCCCCAAACCCACCAUCACUUCUUCCUGUAACCCAGACAAAAUCUCCUGCAAUCUGACCUGUGAGGGCGACACCACUGAUGCUGAACCAGUCACCUACAGCUGGAAAGUGGGAGAGGGGGCAUGGCAGGACUUAGACAAACAGAUUAAUGUCAAUAAGAGCGACACUGGCAAAUCAACCAACAGUUACAAGUACAUCUGUAAGAUGAAGAACUCUGUUAGUGGGGAAGUUAGUGAGGUGUUUGGUCCAGAGGCAGUUCCCAAACCCACAAUCACUUAUACCUGCAACUCCAACAAAACCUCCUGCAUUCUAACCUGUGAAGGCGACACCACUGGUGCUGAACGAGUCACCUACAGCUGGAAAGUGGGGGAGGGGGCGUGGGAGGUCAUAGGAAAACAGCUGAUUGUCUCUAAGAGCGACACUGGCAAAUCAACCAACAGUUACAAGUACAUCUGCAAGCUGAAGAACUCUGCUGGAGAAGAGGAAGUCAGUGAUCCAGUUGAAGAGGUGUUUGGUCCAGAGCCUUCUGAAAUUGGUGGUGGGGUUGUUGUUGUCGUUGUCGUUACCAUUACCAUUGUAGCGCUUGUUGCCGUCAUAACAGUUUGGUUGCUGUGGAAGAAAAUUAAAGCAGCUGCAGCCAGCAGAUCCAACCAUCCUAAAUAUGAGUCAAAGCCUGAGGCUAAAGGCAGUGAAAGAGUCCAGACAGAACGAGAGAUUAUGGUUCCGCUGACGGUCAACCACAAAGCAGGGGAAGAGGACGCAGACAAGCCUGGAAAGGGGCAGGAGAAUGGAGGCGUGUAUGAAACUUAAGCGGAUAGUUUACCUGGCAGUUACAGUGAACUCCAACCAUAUUUGUCUUGAUGAUUUGAUUCCUGUAACUGACUCAUUCUUAAAUGCUUAAACGUCAAUGGUCACAGACCAUUGGCUGCAGCUCAGCGUUCAACACAAUAGUGCCCACAAAGCUUAUCACUAAGUUAAGGACGCUGGGACUAAACACCUCCCUCUGCAACUGGACUUCCUGAUGGGCCGCCCCCCCAGGUGGUAAGAGUAGGCAACAACACAUCUGCCACGCUGAUCCUCAACACUGGGGCCCCUCAGGGAUGCGUACUUAGUCCCCUCCUGUACUCCCUGUUCACCCAUGACUGCGUGGCCAUGCAUGACUCCAACACCAUCAUUAAGUUUGCUGACGACACAACAGUAGUAGGCCUGAUCACAGACAAUGAUGAGACAGCCUAUAGGGAGGAGGUCAGAGACCUGGCAGUGUGGUGCCAGGAUAACAACCUCUUCCUCAAUGAGAGCAAGACCGGUUGCAUCACCGCCUGGUAUGGUAACUGCUUGGCAUCCGAUCGUAAGGCGCUACAGAGGAUAGUGCGUACGGCCCAGUACAUCACUGAGACCAAGCUUUCUGCCAUCCAGGACCUAUAUACUCGGCCGUGACAGAGGAAGGCCCAAAAAAUUGUCAGACUCCAGUCGCCCAAGUCACAGACUGUUCCGUCUGUUACCACACGUCAAGCGGUAUCGGAGUGCCAAGUCUAGGACCAAAAGGCUCCCUAACAGCUUCUACCACCAAACCAUAAGACUGCUGAACAAUUAAUCAAAUGGCCACCCAGACUAUUUACAUUGCCCCCGCCUUUGUUUUUACACUGCUGCUACUCGCUGUUUAUUAUCCAUGCAUAGUCACUUUACAAAUGACCUUGAGGGGGCGGAGCUAGCAUGUUGGAGUGAACAGCUGUGCGUGAGAGGCUCC